CGAGGCCGGAAGCGAGGCCGGAAGCGGAACCGGCGCUCCCUGGCCCCGCCCCCGGGCGCGCCCCGUGCGUCAGCGGCGCCAUAUAAGCGGCGGCGCCGCUCCCCCGGCCGCGGGAGCAGCGGCAGCGCCAUGUUCGCCGUCAAGCGGAACGCGGUCAUCAGCUUCAACCUCUACUGCGGCGGCGGCCCGGCCCUGCCGCCCGCCGCGCCCGGGGCAGAGCCGGCGCCGCCGCCGCCUGCCAGCGCCGCCCAGCCGCCUCGGGCCCUGGAUGGCGCCGGGAGACGGCGCUGGGCCGCCGCCGGCCCCCCCGGGGCGCCCCGCUCGCCGGGUGGCUGCGGCGCGGCCGCCCCGGCGGCUCGGUGGAGCCCGGAGCAGGAGCUGGACGGCUGCGAACCCGACUGCGACCGCGGCCCGGGCGGGGGCUCCCUGCCCUCCACGCCGCCCGGGCCCCCCGACGAGCUGUGGCAGGACUCGCUGGAGCUCAUCGGCCGCUACCUGCGGGAGGCGGCGGGCGAGGCCGAGCCCAGCGCCAAGAAACUCUUCCCGGGGCUGCUGUGCGGCCCCGGGCGGCCCCGGGCGAACGACGCCGUGAUGGAGAAGGCUCUGGAAACGCUGCGGAGGGUCGGCGACGGCAUCCUGCAGAAGCACGAACUCGCCUUCCAGGGGAUGCUGCGGCGCCUGGAGGUGCGGGGCGAGGCGGAGCUGCGCGCGGUGCGCGAGGUGGCGGCGCAGAUGUUCGGCGACGGCGUCACCAACUGGGGCCGCGUGGUGACCCUGCUGUCCUUCGGGGCCUUCCUGGCCAGGCACCUGAAGAGCAUCCGGCAGGAGCAGAGCGUCGGCUCCCUGGCUGCCAUCCUCACCGAGGCCCUGGUCUCGGACCGGCGCGAGUGGCUGCUGAGCCAGGGCGGUUGGGAGGGCUUUGUGGACUUCUUUCGAGUGGAGGACAUGGAAGGCAGCGUCAGGAAGAUGCUGAUGGCGCUGGCAGGCGUGGCUGGAGUGGGGGCAAGCUUGGCCUACAUGAUCCGGUGAGCCUGGGGCACAGAGCUGCAGAGGGACAGAGCUCUGGCCUGGACAGGCCCCACGGGGGCUGGAGAGCUGAUCACUUCCUCCUCUGGGCACUGGGCAAGCUGGACUUGAGCUGAGGAGAGCAGCUGGGCCUGCCCUGGGCAGCCCUCCCCGGCCUGCGCGGGCGGUGGAUG
This is a messenger RNA of Dryobates pubescens (Downy woodpecker), 1199 nucleotides long. RefSeq names its product MCL1 apoptosis regulator, BCL2 family member (gene MCL1). Gene Ontology annotation, molecular function: protein homodimerization activity; channel activity; protein heterodimerization activity. NCBI's taxonomy places the organism in Eukaryota, Metazoa, Chordata, Aves, Piciformes, Picidae. The coding region runs from base 130 to 1029 and encodes 299 amino acids. Gene Ontology annotation, biological process: extrinsic apoptotic signaling pathway in absence of ligand; mitochondrial fusion; release of cytochrome c from mitochondria. Gene Ontology annotation, cellular component: mitochondrial outer membrane. The transcript has 3 exons. The record is from RefSeq and is a predicted model, not a curated record.